Cladophialophora yegresii CBS 114405 is the source of this 1254-nucleotide messenger RNA. RefSeq lists its product as uncharacterized. NCBI's taxonomy places the organism in Eukaryota, Fungi, Ascomycota, Eurotiomycetes, Chaetothyriales, Herpotrichiellaceae. The record is from RefSeq and is a predicted model, not a curated record. The coding region runs from base 1 to 1254 and encodes 417 amino acids. The transcript has a single exon.
AUGCCUCCUCCAGAAUCCAACCCACUACACAUCUACCGCGCGUGCCUUCGCGAAUGCAGCUACCUCCCGCUUCCACAAUGUCGCUCUUACAUGCGCAAAUUCACGAUCGAAAAGUUCCGUAGUUUCAUACCGAGACGAUCGGGCAGAAAUAAGCCCGGCAGAAAGAACAAUCCGGGAAAUGCCCCAGUGCUCGCUCCAGAGACGGUCACCCAUCUACUCAGGCUCGCGAGGAAAUAUGCGGCCGUUCUCAGACAUGCGAACCAUGGACAUACUCCUCAAUUGCAGAAAGUCCUGCGGAUGACCUAUGGCAGAGUGGGACCCCACAAGUACAAACUUCUAGCAAAGUUUCUAAAUCCCAGUGCGGAUACUGCUGGUGGGCGGUCAACGCUACUAAUGGAACCCGAUGGUGAGGAGGAGGAUGGAGAAAAGGUCUUGAACGACCCUGGUGGUGACGAUGGACUGGAAGAACUGCUAGAAGACGAAGAAGCCGCCGAAGACGCCGGCUCAACACCAGAGAAAGAUACUCUAUACCCUUCGCUCUGCCCGACAGUUUCCACCACCGCCUUCACAACCUUCUACAAAGAGGCCAAAGUACCCGAUCCGCCCGUCGAAGAGAAACCUCCCAGCUGGAAACUCGAUGUUCCUCCCCGCCUGCAAGCCCUGCUGGUCUCCCAAUCCCAUGAACAACCUCAUUUUACCCGCGUGGGUUCUUCUCGACGUGUGAGACUGAGGUUCUCCCCACCAACGCAUACGAUCUGGGGCAAGCCCCUGCCUUUCUCGCGGUACAAGAACCAGAGGAUAAAAUGGUACAAACAUAAUAUGCAAGCAGCAUUACCUCCUCUAGAAUCAGAGGCAGCAUACUGGGAAGUCCACAAUCUUGUGACGGGAAGGACGGAAUUCCCGGCGCCCAUCCCGAGACGGACGUCUGCACGGCUGAGCGCUGAGGAUGAUCUGCGGGAAUCCCUCCAAAAACAGUCCAGCUUGCUUCUCGAGGGUCCUAGUUUUGGUUCCAGGCUCAAGGGAAUGGGUCGACGACAUGAGAUCACGCCACGGCUUCUGCAGAGGAUGCUUUCGCGGGUGGUGUUAAGUCAGACACCACUCGUCAAGACGGCUGCUCCAGGCACAAAGACGGAGGCUGAUAGCGGCGUGGUGAUUUAUUGGGACGACGGCAUGUCUCAUCAGCGAUAUUCCAGAGCGCAGGAAAGGAUACGCGAGCCAGUACCGGAGAAACAGGCGGGACUUUUGUUCGCUUGA